AAAAUGUAAACAAGUUUAUUGAGCUUUUUCCUCCAAAAAUACUACAAAGGACGCAGAUUUUUGAAUUACGAGAAGAUGUCAGAUGAAGUACACACGGAUCAUAAUUACAGGUCAGAACACAAGAGCUUGUUGUUUGGAUUGAAGACUGUUACUGAAGGAUUAUUGUCUGGACAGAGCAGUAAUGUCUGGAACAUCCACGGAGGGCUCAACAGGAUGUGUGCUCAACUGGAGCAUAUCAUGUAUCAUGGUUUGAAAAGCAUUAAGGGAGACCUUGGCAUACAGCUGGACUUCUGGCCAGUUGUGUACAGCCUGAAGACAUUGAACCCUGUCCUGGCCCCAGCACUGGACAAGGUCAACAGGUCAGGAGGAAACAGGGGAUCUACCUGGCUUAGAGAGAGCUUAAGGGAUCACACCUUAUCCUCUCAGUUAUCUACCCUUGUAUCCAACAAGUCACUGAUGAGCAAGUUUUACUUUGAGUUUGCUUUCCUAAAUGACGAACAGUACUUCAAGGCUUUAUGUGUUUGUUUGAAAGCCAUUGAGCUCAACAGAAUAUCCCUGUUAGCUGAACUGGAUCUAAAAUUGCUGAGUCACAGCCAUGAGCGAGAUAUUAGAGGAACCAGAAGCAGAUCAUGGGCUGUACCAGAAAGAAAACAUUGCAACUCAGUUGGUGAUAGGAAGUCUAGUUCCCAUGAUGCUAUGGCACUUGCACCACCUUUUGCAUCUCCAAAACAGGAGAGCAUCUUGUGCAUGUCUGAUGAGCAUGCAGUCCCUUCCUCUAUAAGAGAAAGCACUAGUCCAGAAGAAACCAAGAGCUUGGCCCGUGAAUCUUUAAGGACAGUUUUACGUAAAUCCGGUUCAGAGUCGCCAACAGGGGAUGCCCCAGAUUUUAGUUUCUAUGACAAUCUGAAUAGUGAUCCUCUUCUAAAUAUAGAAUUUAGUGAUGAAAUGAACCAUAUGAAUCCUACCUUAAAGGAAGUGGUGUCCACUCCACAGCUGGUAAAUCAUAAGUCCAAGAAGGUCAUUGUCAGAAGCCAGUCAGACACUGGAAUGUCCAAAACCUCAGCUGUGAUAAAAAAUAUUUACAAGGAUAAUGAGGAUUUUAGCCAUGAAACUCCUGGGUCUGUGAGCAGACUUGAAGAUAUUUUCUCAGACUCUGAAUGCCCUCCAAAGGGAGAAGAAAAGGAGAAGUCCAAAGUGAAAUCAAAAGGUCAUAAGAGGUCAAGGUCAGAUCAAGGAGGGAUCAAGGUUGAGAAAAUGACACAAAAAGAGAAUAAGGUUUCAACAGAAGCAAAAGGAGUUGUAAUAUAUGAAAAUAAAGAUAUGCCAGGGGAGGGAACAUUUAAACAACCUUUACAGGGACAGUCCCUCAUUAAUUACCUAUCCUCCCAGGAUUUCCACACCUGUGCCAAUCUAGAUAAAGAGAAUGCACAUUUUAGCAUUUCUGAAGCCUUAAUAGCAGCCAUUGAGCAGAUGAAGUGGAACCAUGUGAUCAGUCCCAAAGUACGAGAAGAUCCGGACGAAGAGGAUUCUGAUGAGGAAAUCAACAAACUUAAGCAAAGAAUCCGGAUCAGAAAGCAACAGAAACUAAGGGAGAAAGCCAAAUUUUUUCCAACAUCCAGUGAUGGACUGACUGAAACUGCUACAACUAGCAAGAGUCCUUCUUCAGUGUUAAGUUCAUCCUUCCAAAAUAUUACAGACAGCAGUGGUUCUGAUGUUGAAGUGGAUGAAAUAGAGUUUACAAUUUCAGAUAAUGAGCAGGAAAAUGAAGGAAAUUUGAGUUUGCUCAAAUCAAAAGGGCUUUCACUUUCCCUGGCUUCACUGUAUUCAGAUGCUGAUUUACAAAAAGUUAAACCUGACAGACAAAGCUCGAUGGAGGUAUCAGAUCAAUCCGGUGUAUCAGCAGAAUCGGUGGCCAUUCUUCUUCUGAAAAAGUUCUCAGAAAAGCAACUUCCCAAAGCAUCUGAUUUAGAGUGGCUUGUGCCUAUAUCAGAGGCACCUCAAGAGUUACUUCCCUUGCCAAAAUCCUAUCCAAUAUCACCUGAUGAUGGGGAAACUGAAAUGGAAGGAUUUACAAACUCGGUGAUUGGGGCAUUGAGAUUGAGGGGAAACAAUGAAUGGGCCCCUCCCCGAUCUCAGAUUAUUUUUGACAUUCAUUCAAAUCAAAAGAGAGGGGAUGUCAUGGCAAAACAGAAUUUCCGGUGUGCUGGAUGUGGAACCAGAGUUGAACCAGCAUAUAUGAAGAGAUUCCGAUACUGUGAAUACCUGGGGAAAUAUUUUUGUCAGUGUUGUCACACAAACAAAGUCAACUACAUUCCUGGACAUAUAGUUAGGAAAUGGGAUUUUAAGCAGUAUGCAGUGUCCGACUUCUCUUGGCGUUUACUCUCACGGAUUUUUAAUGAACCUUAUUUUAAUUUAUUGACAAUUAAUCCAGCAUUGUUCAAGAAAGUGAAAGUACUGGACGCUAUUCAAGCUUUAAGAUUACAGCUGAUGUACCUGUGUAAAUUCCUUAAGAUUUGUAAAUAUUCAGAAAGUAUUAUUAGCAAGAUAAAGAAGGAGCCUUCCCACUGGCAUGAGGACGUAGAUGUGUAUUCUAUCUGUGAUCUUGUUAAUAUAAAAAAUAAUUCCAUGUUUACCAAGCUCAGGGAUUUGGUGAAUGAAGCUACAGAUCAUGUAGAAGAAUGCUCGUUCUGCCAGGGAUUUGGUUAUAUUUGUGAGCUCUGUAGAGAUGAAAAUGAUGUUAUCUUUCCAUUCCAACUGCAUACUGUCACUGUUUGUAAAGACUGUUCAUCUUGUUUCCACAAGGCAUGUUAUAUAGAAGGAAAGUGUCCAAAGUGUUCAAGGAUUGAAGCAAGGAGAAGACAAUUGCAAGAAACUGAAGCACUGGAUUCAUCUGGCGAAAGUGACACCUGAAUGUAUAGAACAAAUUCUUUAUGGAGUUGUGCAAUGAUUGUGAUAUUAUUUAUUGACUGUAGAUUGUUAAUAUUAUUCAGUGAAACCUUUCGUAUUCUGUUAAGCUAUUAAAUAAAUGUUUGAUUUUUAAGUAAUUUUGUACAUAAAAAAUCAUACAAAUAAGUGUGUACAAGUAUGAUCUACAAUGCUUACAUGUAUGUUUGAAAUGUGCCAUUUUGUCAUUAAAUCAAUUUAUAAAUUUUAUUGUCCAUGAAAAGAUGGAGCUUAUGUUUAGCUCUUAUUGUAGGACAAAUUAUUAUAUAAUAUUGUUCAUUAUCAGUGCUGUUGCAGUUUGAUAAUGUAUUAUAAUUGAAAAAACAACAUGGCAAAUUUUGCAUUAAAAAGAAUAAUUUAAAAAAUCAAAUUUGCAUGCAAAUUUAUAUCAAUUAAAAAU
Saccostrea echinata is the source of this 3343-nucleotide messenger RNA. Its product is annotated as run domain Beclin-1-interacting and cysteine-rich domain-containing protein-like. Gene Ontology annotation, molecular function: phosphatidylinositol phosphate binding. The record is from RefSeq and is a predicted model, not a curated record. Lineage: Eukaryota; Metazoa; Mollusca; Bivalvia; Ostreida; Ostreidae. The coding region runs from base 76 to 2910 and encodes 944 amino acids. Gene Ontology annotation, cellular component: intracellular membrane-bounded organelle. The transcript has 23 exons.